AUGCUUCAAACGGAAAUCAACCGAUUGAAAGAGCAGGUCCAAGGCUAUGCUUCCGCCACGACAUUUUCCAACGACCCCAGCAAUUACAUGACGCCUGGUCCUGAUAAGAGUGUAUUGAACCCAGAGUCUUCAGUAUUGUCGCAACCUGUCCCGCCGGGACAAGGAGAGAGUCCUCUUACUCACUCACAUGUAUCACACUUCCAGCUGCAGAGUCCGCUAUCACCUAUCAAGCUACCGGAGACACAGCCACGAUCACUGGAUGGCAAGCUGAUUGACUCGAAAACAAUUGACGAGUGUUUUUCUUUGUUUGUCCGACACUACUCCUCCAAUCUGACUGUUCUUGACGAGGUCUUGAUACCAAAUAUGUGCUACGAGGAGUCUCCAUUUCUGUUUUGGACAAUCGUGACGACAGGCGCGAGAAAGUACCAGAACCCAACGAUUUUGGAGCUCUUGGUUGGGCGUGUAGCAAGUCUUGCAAUGUCUUCCUUGUUUCCUCACGAAUAUCCGCUUCAAACCAUCAUCGGGCUUCUUAUCCUCUGCAUGUGA
Molecule: messenger RNA, 546 nt
Organism: Cadophora gregata
Lineage: Eukaryota; Fungi; Ascomycota; Leotiomycetes; Helotiales; Ploettnerulaceae
Exons: 2
Coding region: 1-546 (181 amino acids)
Biological process (GO): regulation of DNA-templated transcription
Cellular component (GO): nucleus
Molecular function (GO): transcription cis-regulatory region binding; DNA-binding transcription factor activity, RNA polymerase II-specific
Source: RefSeq, a predicted model, not a curated record